Molecule: messenger RNA, 1066 nt
Organism: Onthophagus taurus
Lineage: Eukaryota; Metazoa; Arthropoda; Insecta; Coleoptera; Scarabaeidae
Source: RefSeq, a predicted model, not a curated record
UUUUUAGGUUAUGUUAUGCUAUUUACUUUAAAAGAUAUCUUCGAAAUAAAGAUUUAAUGAUAGUGAUACAUAAUUGUGAAGAGAAAAUUGCCUUCUAAGCUCAAAAAAGUUGUAUGGUUCAAGAUUUAUUGCCCCUAGAUUUUGAAAAAGUAAAUUAUAAGCGGUGCUAAAUGCUUAAAUACGCUUUAUAUGAAAAAUUAAAUCGUUUCUCUACGAAUUUCAUGAUGAUAAAGUUAAUGUUGAUGGAUAUUUCACCACAUCUAGAAAUUUGGUUCGCCUCCCAAAACAAACCAAAGAAGGUUACAACGUUCUUCUCUACUCAGUUCGAGAUCCAGAUUACACAAAACUAGUUUUCAGCGACGCCGUGAAAGCUUUUUGCAUGUACAACGAUUGCGUUUUAUCCGAAGACGGAUUAUCGGAAGGUUACGUCGUCAUUUUCGAUAUGAAAGGGGUCGCUUUAGGACAUUUAGCAAGAGUUAGCCUCCCAGCGUUAAAAGCUUUCAUGGUUUACAUCCAAGAAGCUCAUCCAGCCCGAUUAAAAUUAAUCCACGUUUUAAACACUCCAAACUUCAUAAAUCACGUGAUGCGGAUUGUUUUACCUUUGGUAAAAUCGGAAUUAUUAUCAAUGGUAAAAUUUCAUAAAGGAAGAGUCCCAGAUGGAUUUCCAGUCGAGUUGAUGCCCUUAGAAUAUGGAGGUGAAGCCCCUAGCAUAGAAGUAUUAGACGCAACCACGAAGAGUAUGACACACAAAUAUAUAGAUUGGUUAAAAGACACAGAAAAGUUCCGUGUUGAUGAAUCAAAAAGGCCGAAAAAGCCAUCAUGGUGGUCCAUUUUUGGUUCGACCACUACUACUCAGCAAAGUCAAAAUGAAUUAACGAUCGAGCAACAAAAGGAAAACUUUUUUAAGAAUCUGCAAAUCGAUUAGAAUAAUUUAGCGGAAGAAAGAGGAUAAAUAAUAAUUAUAUCUCGGUGAGAUAAUGAUUUUCUCGAUUAGAGUAGUAUUAUUUUUUGUAUAUUUUUGUUGUAUAAAGAGGUUUUCGUUUAGAUAAUAAAGAAUGUAUUUGAA